Molecule: messenger RNA, 1693 nt
Organism: Sitodiplosis mosellana (orange wheat blossom midge)
Lineage: Eukaryota; Metazoa; Arthropoda; Insecta; Diptera; Cecidomyiidae
Product: ADP-ribosylation factor-like protein 6-interacting protein 4
Exons: 3
Coding region: 57-500 (147 amino acids)
Source: RefSeq, a predicted model, not a curated record
GUGUCAUUGCAUUGAACGCAUAGUAAACAAAUAUCAAUCAUUAGUGAAGCAGCACCAUGAAACACGAUAAAAAACAUAAAAAGAACAAAUCUCCCAAAAGGAACAAAAAAUCCAAAAAGACUGAUCGCAAAGAAAAGAAGCACAAACACAAGCAGAAAAAAAAGACUUCGAAAAAACUGGAGAAAGCAUUGAACAGUUCCGAAGAAAUACAAGCAAACAUUGCCUCAGCUGCACAAGAUGCAGACGAUUACUGCGGCCCAUCAAUUGAUCUCAUGAACCGAGCCAAAUGUCCCGAGACGAAAGCGGAAUACGAUCAUAGACAAAACCAAAUAAAACGUGUUGUUGAUCAAGAAACUGGACGAAUUAGGUUAAUUAAAGGCGAUGGUGAAAUAUUGGAGGAAAUUGUUCCUCGCGAACGGCAUAAACAAAUCAAUCAAGAAGCAACACGAAAUGAUGGUGCUUCUUUUCAGAAAAACACAGUUGGUUUGGCACGUAAAUGAAUAUGGAAUUUUGUAAAUAAACAACAGUUACAAUGGACCACCGUGUCAUAAUACGUUCGGAUUGCAUGUGUCAAUUUUUGAAGAAAUGUGAAGAAAAAUGAAAGAUUAAAAAUGGAAAUACUGUUGUUUUCCUCGAAAGAAUCGUGUCAUUCAUAAUUCAUUGUUCCAUGUUCACAAAUAUCUCCAUAUUUUCAUAGCAAUUUACACCCUCAUUUAAUUGCUAUAAAUUGUAUAAAUUUUGUCAUUUAUAAAAAAACAAAAAUUCAAACAGUCGAAUACAUUUUUUUUGCAGUAAACACAAUGUGACAUGUAAUCAAAUGUCAAAUGACCAAAGUAUAACAACAUAACCUGUCUUAUUAUUGUUUUUGCAUUUCGUUGUCGAUUGUUGAUAUGUUUUUUGAGGGGAACUAAUUUUUAGCCUGCAUUUGCCCUAAUGUUCAAAAUCAAAAUGAAUAUUUUUUUGUGAUUAGGUAUUUUCAGAACGGAAAUAAUGUAACAACAAUGAAAAUUUCAGCAUGCCAAAUGCAAUUCUUGAUAAAUAUUCGACUGCUUGAGAUUUGAAAAUGGACAAACGUUCGUUUGCAAAAAAAAAAUGCAUGGCUUCAUCACUGAUGAUGAAGUUCAUCAGAGUUCUACAUUUUAUAACAGCCCAUCGAAAUGAUGAGGUAGUUUUCUCCAAAAAUCAAAUUAAGGAGACGAUCAGUCGCGUUUGGAAUCAAUGAAUAUUCCGAAAUAAAAGAUGAAAGUGGUCUGACAAAUCAUCAAUCUUAGAUUGUAAGAAUCAUGCAUAGUGUUAGGUGCAUGAGAAAUGAAUCUUUUAGAAAAGAACUGAAUAAAUAUUUAAUCCUUUUAGUAAACUGAAAUUGCCGUAAUACGUUCGCAAUAUGCUAUUGAGGAUAUUAUGCAAGAAAAUUUCGAAGAAAAAAAAUACAAUAUGAAUUGUUUAACAUUAGUACAAUUUAGAAAGAAUGAAACUUAUUACUUGAAAUAAAAAAUGCACGCAUUCUAAUGGAGGAAUGCUCAAAACGCAAAGGAACGAUUCAGAUUAAAAAUAUUCCAGGAAUUUUGUUUUUUUUUACCGCAUAUCAUGCAUAACGUUUGAUUAAUAGGCAACAUUACCCAAAUAUGACAAAUGUCUAAACAUUUUGAUGAUUUUAUUUCGAAUGGAAUAAAAAAAAUAUUCGAAAAUCAAA